Durusdinium trenchii is the source of this 1384-nucleotide messenger RNA. Lineage: Eukaryota; Dinophyceae; Suessiales; Symbiodiniaceae. The record is from the annotation of a GenBank genome assembly.
GUAGUUUGCAUGGAUUUGCAUUAUCACCAUGUUGGACUGUGACGUUGCAUUGAAACGCCAUGUGCAGCUCUGGGGUAAAAGAGUGUGGCGCGUGCGGGUCGCCCGAUCCAGAAUUUGCAUGUUCACGAUGCAAGGCCGCCAGAUUUUGUGGCCCAGAGUGCUUUCGCAAAGCAUGGCCAGCUCACAAGGCCAUUUGCGGCGCCCGAGCUGAAAAGGAAAAAGAGAGACCGCACCCGUGGCCUUCGCCGUUUUCAUGCGUUCGAGCGCAGUCAGAAGGUUUGGUCCAGACAGGUCGGACAGGUCGCAUUGCCUUCAUUGACUUUUGGCCUGGCUUCGAGGACAAUACUGACCUUUGGUUUUGCCAGGACUGGUUCAAAAGAAACCUGCCUGGUGUGGAGAUCGUUGACGCAUCAGCCAGCCCCGACGUCAUCAUGUUCAGCAUGUUUGGGAAACGAUACAUUUCACUUCUUCAGUCGGGCUCAUCGGCGAAGCUGGUCUUUUUCACAGGUGAAAACCUUCGACCUCCGGUUGGACGAGUGCCCUUGUGUGUUUCUUUUGAUCAUUUAGAAGGAGUACCUCAAAGUAUUCAUGCGCGAAUUCCUUUGUGGGUCUUCAACAUGGAGGUUCAUGAAGUGUUGACGAUGCAUGCGGCAAGGCUCAGCGGUAAAGUCGAUGAAUCAGUUUGGAAGCGUGACUUUUGCUGCUGGGUGGCAAGCAAUGCAACCAUGUACAGAGCAGAGUUCAGGACACGCUUUGUGAAGACACUCUCGGCAAGGUACAAGCAGGUGGACUGCGGGGGCGAAGUGCUAAACAAUAUUGGCGGAAAGGUUAAGGACAAAAUGACAUUUCUACGUGGGUAUCGAUUCAAUAUUUGCUUUGAGAAUGCGUCGCACCCAGGCUAUUGCACUGAAAAGAUAUUGCAUGCCUUCGCAGCUGGAUGUGUCCCUAUAUACUGGGGCGAUCCAAAUGCUUGCCCAACAAGUGAUCGAGCUUCAAUGUCUGAUUUCAAUCCAAGGGCAUUCAUUAGUGCUCAUGAUUUUGAAAGCCCCGAACUUCUACUGCAACACAUUGCAAGGGUUGACAACGACCCGGAGCUCUUCAAGUCUUACUUGCGGCAGCCAAUACUGGCCAACCAUUGGUACGAACGGCUCAAGGAUUGGUCUUCUUUUUGUCGAGGCUUUCAGGAGCUCCUUUUUGCUGAUAGUGACAAAGGAACGCGAGGGGCGAGCAUGCUUGGCACAAAAGAGAUGGAGCCAAGCUGCACAAAAGAGAUGUGUGUGACAAGCCAGUUGCAAAGGAACCAUGUCUUGUUUGUUUGACCAAGUUAGACUGGAGACACGAAAGUUGGGGCCGUUUUGGCUUUGAGUUGCAUCAAUAGAAAAAC